Molecule: messenger RNA, 4962 nt
Organism: Eupeodes corollae
Lineage: Eukaryota; Metazoa; Arthropoda; Insecta; Diptera; Syrphidae
Exons: 2
Coding region: 1-4962 (1653 amino acids)
Biological process (GO): DNA integration
Molecular function (GO): nucleic acid binding
Source: RefSeq, a predicted model, not a curated record
AUGGAGUUUUUAAAACAAGCUCGUGGACAUUACAAAGGCUCCAUUACUAGAGUAUAUACAUACGCGCAAGAAAUUCCUGAAAGUACCAAUAGUUUAAAAUUGAAUGUGCGUUUGGAAAGGUUAGAGAAGGCCUUUAAAGACAUUUGUAGUUCUCAAUCGGCUCUUUUUGAAUUUCAUGCUGAAGAGGGUUACGUUGAUCCAGAACCUGAGUUUGAGAUUUUAGAAUCGAAAUAUAUAGUAGCCAAGUGUGCUCUGUUAAAACGUUUAAAAGACAUUACUUCAGUGGAAAGCAAUGGGGAAACGAACGUUUCGUUGAAGGAAUUAGUUUCUUCCCAAGCCGAAUUGGUAGAUCGGUUAGGCCAGUUAGAUAAAAACCCUACUAAUAUAAAGCUGCAACCUAUGCACAUUACACCGUUUUCCGGGGAUUAUCGGGAAUGGCCAGGUUUUCGCGAUGUGUUCUUGCAAACGGUGGACUGCAACACAAAACUUUCGAGUGCUCAAAAGUUUAGGUACUUGAAGUCGGUUUUGCGCGAGGACGCUUUUAAUCUUUUGAACGGUGUUAGCAUUUCGGAUUCCAAUUACCAGCUAGCUUGGGAGAAAUUAGAAAAUCGUUAUGAUAAACCACUUUUUAUAAUAAAUUGUCUUAUCGAACAAUUCUUAAAAUUGCCAAACGUCGGGUCGUGUGAUGGCUCUCAAUUGCGUAAGCUAGUGGAUAAAGCUGAUGAAGUUAUUCGUGGUCUUGAAGCGGUUAAGUCGGAAGGUAGGGAUCCGUGGCUUGUUUAUUUAUUGAUAAAUAAAACAGACUCUGAAACUAAAAAAGCUUGGGCUUUAGAAAACAAAAUGUCGGAAGAGUCUACGAUUAAAGACCUUCUUGAUUUUCUAGAAAAGCGUUCUAAUGCCUUAGAAGCUAGCGAUCCGAAAACUUCUCGCGUCAAGAACUCUCGUACGUCAAAUUCUUCGAAUAUAAAAAGCCUCGCCGUAGUAAAUACCUCAUGUCCAAAAUGUAAAGGUGAACAUUAUCUUCCACAAUGUCCAGAUUUUAUUUCAAUGUCGGUUAGUUCCCGUCGUAAUUUCGCUCGAGAUCAACGAUUAUGCUAUAACUGCCUCGGUACUAAACAUUCGUCGAAUCGAUGUCGAUCGAAAGCACGUUGUACGUCAUGCAAUUCUCGACACCAUAGCUUGGUGCACUUAGAUAACCCAAGCACAGCUAAUGCCGUUGAUCCUACGCAAGGCUCAGCUUCUGUCGUAAGCAACCAUAUGCAAAAUGGUUCGCGUUCUUCGGUUAUAUUACCAACCGCUGUUGUAAAAGUGUAUGACGUUUCUGGAAAGACUCAUCUCGUUCGCGUUUUGUUGGAUAGUGGUUCUCAGGUUUCGUUCGUAACUGAUAGUUUGGUGAAAAGACUUGGUCUACGUCGUUCUCAUGCUCGUUUACCAAUAUCCGGGAUUUCGUCUGUUGAAGCUGGUGUGACUCAAGGUGCUGCUGAGUUAAAAUUAAAAUCCCGCAUUAACUCACAUACUAUGCAAGUUGAGGCAUAUAUUCUCAACCAAAUAACUUCCCAAACGCCAUCGCUUUCGUUGGAAGCCAGCAAUUUCACUUUUCUUGACGAUCUUUUGCUAGCGGACGUAGGAUUCAAAAACCCAGGUCCCAUUGAUGUUUUGUUGGGGGCUGACAAGGCUUGGAGUAUUCUGCUAAGUGAUCAUCGUUCAGAUCCAGAGGGAAAGGUGGUUGCUCAUGAGACAUUGUUUGGAUGGGUUGUAACGGGUUGUUUGCCAGGAAAUUCGUUAGUUUCAUUGCACGCAGGUGUUGACCUUGAUGUUAUUUUGAAAUCCUUUUGGGAAAUUGAAGAGGUACCUCCUAGUUCUUCCUUUAGAGUAAUUGAAGAUGAGGUAGAUGAAAACUUUUCAAAAACUCUAACUCGUACACCUGAUAAUAAGUACAUGGUAGAACUUCCUUUUCGACAAGACCAUGUUAAGUUUGCUAACUCCAUAUCUGGAGCUUUGUCUAGACUUCUCGCAAUGGAACGCCGGUUUUCGCGUGAUAAAGACCUACAAGUGGAAUACUGCAAGUUCAUGCAGACUUAUUUGAAUCUGGGACACAUGGAGCGUAUCCCUGAUGAGAAAAUAGAACCUACGUCGGGAAGUGUUUUCUAUUUGCCACAUCACGCUGUGAUCACAAACAAAAUUCGUGUUGUUUUUGAUGGGUCUCAUAAAGAUACCAAAAACUGUUCUCUUAAUGAAAUGCUUCAUAUAGGAACUCCUCUUCAACGAAAUUUGGUUAACGUUUGUAUUCGUUUUCGUCUUCACCGUUUCGUAUUUUGUGCUGACAUUGUUAAAAUGUUUCGGCAAAUUUGGGUGCAUCCAAAGCAUCGGGAUUUUCAGAGGAUAGUUUGGAGAGAAUCCCCUGAUAGUCCAAUAUCGCAUUUUCGUUUGGCUACGGUAACAUAUGGUACUUCACCUGCUCCAUAUUUGUCCAUGAAAGUUCUCCGUCAAAUAGCGUUUGAUUACAAACACCAGUUUCCCUUAGCAUCACAUGCAGUUUUGCAUGACAUGUAUGUUGAUGACCUAAUGACGGGGGCUGAUUCGCUGUCGGAGACUUUGGAGCUGAAGAAGCAGAUCGUCGAGAUGUUGUCGUGUGGAGGUCUUGAGCUCAGCAAGUGGAGCUCUAAUUGUUGGGAAAUAUUGCGUGACAUCGACUGUAAAGAAGUUGUUUCACUGGAUUUGGAUAGUUCUUCUGCGUGCACCAAGGUUCUCGGUUUGGUUUGGAACCCGUAUCAUGACACCUUUACGUACAAAAUUAGUUUACCCGAACACUUUGUGCCUACAAAACGAAAACUACUUUCAGAGGUUGCAAAGGUUUUUGAUCCUUUGGGGUUUUUGGCUCCUUCCACUAUUUUGUUGAAAAUACUGUUUCAGGAGCUGUGGACCGCAAAGACGAAAAUUGAUUGGGAUGAUCCUUUGCCCUUUGAAAUCGCAGAAAAAUGGAAGCUGUAUCGGGAGAAUUUGACCUAUUUUGAAAACUUUAGGAUUUUUCGAAGGUUUACCCAAAAUUCUAAAAGCUUGGAGUUAAUAGGUUUUUCGGAUGCUUCGGAAAAGGCUUAUUCUGCGGUGGUUUACUGUCGUAGUUGUUCGGAAGAUGGUGUUGAAGUGAAGCUUUCAUCCUCGCCACGAAAAUGGAGUACGUUUGUAGCGAAUCGUACCUCUGAAAUAUUGUCUUCGUUACCUCGCUCGUCUUGGAGUCAUGUCAGUUCAUCUGAAAACCCUGCUGAUUGUGCUUCGCGGGGCCUCUCGCCUAAGGAUUUGAUGGAACACAAAUUGUGGUGGAACGGGCCAGAAUGGCUGGUUCAUAGUAUUGAUGAGUGGCCAAAUCAUUGUGAAACUGAAAUAGAAGAUAUUCCUGAAGAAAGGAAGAAAGUCCAUACAGUUCACGUUUCGGUUGCGGUGGAGCAUUUUCUUGACAAAAUUUCGCUUAAAAUUUCUAGUUGGAGGAAAAUUGUGAGAAUAGUUUGCUAUAUUCGUCGCUUCAUCUAUUUUUGCCGUUUGCCUAAAGGUGAUAGAAGGUGUGGAUAUCUUUCGCUCUCAGAGCUACGCCUUGGUAAAAUAAUCUGCCUCAAGUGGACUCAAAGAGAGUUUCUUAGAGAAAUCAAAACUCUUAAGACUGACCGUUGUGUUGACAAGGCCUCAAAAUUGUGUUCGCUUUCGCCUUUUAUUGAUGUCGUCGGUUUAUUGCGUGUCGGUGGUAGAAUUUCAAAUGCUAAAAACGUUCCCUUCGCGAUUAGACACCCUAUUAUCCUGCCUAAAAAUCAUCCAAUAACUCUGUUAAUUCUCUUAGAUGCUCACAGGAACUUUUUACAUAUCGGUGUUUCUGGACUUUUUGCACUGAUUCGCCAGGAGUUUUGGAUCCUCGGAAGCAGAAAUCUUAUUCGAAAACUAGUUCAUGACUGUCAUACGUGUUUUCGUCAACGGAAAAUUACAUCAACGCAGCUUAUGGGAAAUUUACCAUCAUCUCGCGUAAAUCCAUCAUUUGCUUUCGCCCACACAGGAUGUGAUUACGCUGGCCCGAUAACUCUUCGUUCAUCUAGAGGAAGGAAACCAACGUUGUCCAAAGGGUAUAUUUCAUUAUUUGUCUGUAUGACAACUAAGGCGCUGCACCUUGAAUUAGUAUCGGACCUGACCACAGACGCCUUUUUGGCUGCCCUAAAAAGAUUUAUCGCCAGGCGUGGUAGAUGCAGCGUUUUGUAUUCCGAUAAUGGUACGAACUUUCAAGGAGCGGCUCGUGUGCUAUCAGACAUGUAUAAACUGGUGCAGUCCCAAAAUCACAACCAAAGGGUUGCAGAAAUGUUGGCUGGAGAAAGCAUCGAUUGGAAGUUUAUUCCUCCUCACAGCCCUCACUUUGGUGGGCUUUGGGAAGCGGGGGUUAAAUUAGUAAAACAACAUCUUCGGCGAGUAGUUGGUGAUAGUGUCCUUACCUUUGAAGAAAUGUGUACCUUGCUAGCCCAAAUCGAAGCCCUUUUAAAUUCUAGGCCCCUUUGUGCUUCUUCCGAUUCAGAUCUUGAUCCAUUAACGCCUGCUCACUUUCUUAUAGGUAGACCUUACACGGCGAUUCCUGAGCCAAGUUAUUUGGAAUUACCCAUUAAUCGAUUGGGAAGAUGGCAGCUACUACAAAAUAUGAUGCAAGGCUUCUGGCGAAGGUGGCAUACCGACUACCUCACAUCUUUGCAGCAGCGACCAAAAUGGAGAGAAGACCUAAGAGAUUUUGAAGUUGGUGACAUGGUCAUUCUGAAGGAAUCUAACAUGCCACCAUCCCUAUGGUCCUUAGGAAGAAUAACCGCAGUUCAUCCAGGUGAAGAUGGACACGUACGGGUGGUUACAUUGCGCACCAAACGAGGCACUUUCAUGCGCCCUAUAACCAAACUUGCCCUCUUGCCAUGUCCUGAAAUUCCUUCAGCGGGGGCGGCAUGUUGA